Messenger RNA from Macaca mulatta (Rhesus monkey), 6945 nucleotides. RefSeq names its product epithelial splicing regulatory protein 2 (gene ESRP2). The record is from RefSeq and is a predicted model, not a curated record. Gene Ontology annotation, molecular function: RNA binding. NCBI's taxonomy places the organism in Eukaryota, Metazoa, Chordata, Mammalia, Primates, Cercopithecidae.
CCUUUGACUUCCAUCAACCCCAGACCUGCCGUGGUGACCCCCACAGCCCCUAGACUGCCUCCUGGCGCCUUCCAUAGGUCCUGUGUGACUCUCUCGGAGUAGAGAAGGCCUCUUGCAUGGUCCUUUGCAGAGGCCUGACGGCCCCUGGGGAAGAGUGGGGGGAGAGCGAAGAACGGGUUAGCCCCAAGAAUCAGGCAGGACCAGCCCUAGAAGCAGGAAUCCGGAUCCUGAGCGUAUACCCACACCGGGAUUAUGAGUUCUUGCGUCCUGGGCUGGGUUGUGGCGGCCCUCCCCCAAGGUUCCCGGGGCCGCCCCGGUCACGUGGCCGGCGGGGCAGGCAGGUAACUAGCCUGGAGAGGGCGUGGGCCGGUAGCCGCCCCGCCCCGCGGGGCGCCACGGGCGGGUCUCGGCAGCGCCCACUGAGCCAGCCGGGCCGCAGGUGCCGCCCCCGACACACGGUGUCCCGCCCAAGCUGAUCCGCGUCUGCCGUCGGUCGGUGCCUGCGUGCGCCUCGUCGGUCCGCGUGUGUCUGGCCGAGCGCCGCCUUCCUCUGCGGCCAUGACUCCGCCGCCGCCCCCGCCCCCAGGCCCUGACCCCGGGGCUGACCCCGCCGCAGACCCCUGCCCCUGUCCCGGAUCACUGGUCGUCCUGUUCGGGGCUACGGCGGGUGCGCUGGGACGAGACCUGGGCUCGGAUGAGACCGACUUAAUCCUCCUAGUCUGGCAAGUGGUUGAGCCGCGGAGCCGCCAGGUGGGGACGCUGCACAAAUCUCUGGUUCGCGCCGAGGCGGCCGCGCUGAGUACGCAAUGCCGCGAGGCUAGCGGCCUGAGCGCCGACAGCCUGGCGCGGGCAGAGCCGCUGGACAAGGUGCUGCAGCAGUUCUCACAGCUGGUGAAUGGGGAUGUGGCUCUGCUGGGCGGGGGCCCCUACAUGCUCUGCACUGAUGGGCAGCAGCUAUUGCGACAGGUCCUGCACCCUGAGGCCUCCAGGAAGAACCUGGUGCUCCCCGACACAUUCUUCUCCUUCUAUGACCUCCGAAGAGAGUUCCAUAUGCAACAUCCAAGUACCUGCCCUGCCAGGGACCUCACUGUGGCCACCAUGGCACAGGAUUUAGGACUGGAGACAGAUGCCACAGAGGAUGACUUUGGGGUCUGGGAAGUGAAGACAAUGGUAGCUGUUAUCCUCGAUCUACUCAAAGAGUCCAGCAGUCAAUUGUUUUCGAAGCCUGAGGUGAUAAAGCAGAAAUAUGAGACGGGGCCUUGCAGCAAGGCAGAUGUGGUGGACAGUGAGACUGUGGUACGGGCUCGUGGGUUGCCCUGGCAGUCAUCAGACCAGGACGUGGCUCGCUUCUUCAAAGGGCUCAACGUGGCCAGGGGUGGUGUAGCGCUCUGCCUCAACGCCCAGGGCCGCAGAAAUGGUGAGGCCCUCAUCCGCUUUGUGGACAGCGAGCAGCGGGACCUAGCGCUGCAGAGACACAAGCAUCACAUGGGCGUCCGCUAUAUUGAGGUGUAUAAGGCGACAGGGGAGGAGUUUGUAAAGAUCGCAGGGGGCACAUCACUAGAGGUGGCUCGUUUCUUGUCACGGGAAGACCAAGUGAUCUUGCGGCUGCGAGGACUGCCCUUCUCGGCUGGGCCAAUGGACGUGCUAGGCUUCCUGGGGCCAGAGUGCCCAGUGACUGGGGGUGCCGAGGGGCUGCUCUUUGUGCGCCACCCUGACGGCCGGCCGACUGGUGACGCCUUCGCCCUCUUUGCUUGUGAGGAGCUGGCACAGGCUGCACUGCGCAGGCACAAGGGCAUGCUGGGUAAGCGAUACAUUGAACUCUUCCGGAGCACUGCAGCCGAGGUGCAGCAGGUCUUGAACCGCUAUGCAUCUGGCCCACUCCUUCCCACACUGACUGCCCCACUGCUGCCCAUCCCCUUCCCACUGGCACCUGGGACUGGGAGAGACUGUGUACGCCUCCGAGGCCUGCCCUACACGGCCACCAUUGAAGACAUCCUGAGCUUUCUGGGGGAGGCAGCAGCUGACAUCCGGCCCCAUGGUGUGCACAUGGUGCUCAACCAGCAGGGCCGGCCAUCGGGCGAUGCCUUCAUCCAGAUGACAUCAGCAGAGCGAGCCCUAGCUACUGCUCAGCGUUGCCAUAAGAAGGUGAUGAAGGAACGCUACGUGGAGGUGGUCCCCUGUUCCACAGAGGAGAUGAGCCGUGUGCUGAUGGGGGGCACCUUGGGCCGCAGUGGCAUGUCCCCUCCGCCCUGCAAGCUGCCCUGCCUCUCACCACCUACCUACGCCACCUUCCAAGCCACCCCAACCCUCAUUCCCACGGAGACGGCAGCUCUAUACCCCUCUUCAGCACUGCUCCCAGCUGCCAGGGUACCUGCUGCCCCCACCCCUGUUGCCUACUAUCCAGGGCCAGCCACUCAACUCUACCUGAACUACACAGCCUACUACCCAAGCCCCCCAGUCUCCCCCACCACUGUGGGCUACCUCACCACACCCACUGCUGCCCUGGCCUCUGCUCCCACCUCAGUGUUGUCCCAGCCAGGAGCUUUGGUCCGCAUGCAGGGUGUCCCAUACACAGCUGGUAUGAAGGAUCUGCUUAGCGUCUUCCAGGCCUACCAGCUACCUGCUGAUGACUACACCAGUCUGAUGCCUGUUGGUGACCCACCUCGCACUGUGUUACAAGCCCCCAAGGAAUGGGUGUGUUUGUAGGAGAGAAAGCCAGGAGGUAAGAGCCAGCUGAUAUCCUCAGUGAACAUGUCUCUCCUGCAUCCAGACCAGCACCCUCAACCUGGUAGCUUCUUUCUGGCUUGUCAAAGCUCUCAGAAGGUACCUAGAGGAGCCCAAGCCCCAGCUCCACCCUCCACUUAUUCUUCUGCCUGUUUCCCCCAAAGACAAUGGCUGAACCCUGCAUGCAGGGCUAGGGGUGGAAUGGGGCUAACCGGCUCCUGAUGGCCUGAGCCAGGCAUCUUGACUGGCACCUGGAGAGCCCUUUAGUGUGUCCUGGCUGUGGCCCAUGCCAACAGAUACGGUGGGGCUGAUAGGUCCAUGGCAGGCUUGCUUUCUUUUUUAAAAUGGAAGCUCUGGUACCUUCAAUGUAUGAUUCCUGGGAGAAUCAAGGGUCCAUCUGAGCCUCUGAGUAAAGAUCCCAAUGUUCUACCUCCCCCUGUCCCUCUGGUGGGGGAUAAGGAGGCAGAGAGAUCCAGCCCUACCCUCAGAAUAUCUGGACCUCAGAGACCAUGUUGUGCCAGGGAUGGUCCCACCUAAAGAUGCUAGCCCCUCCCGAGGUGGGCAUAAGGAGUAACAGAUGGCAAAACCACGAACUAUUUUGAUGGACUGUGCUGCAGUAUCACCAGAAGACAUUAGGGGGCAGGAGGCCCCCACACAAAAACUCAGGCUUGACUUUUAAAGGGGACUUUGCCAACUUUUCUUGUAUGCCUUCGGAAAGCCAGUUGCCCUGAACCCAGCAGACACCGUGGAAUGUCCUUUGCACGCAUUAAAUGGUACAGAACUGAAGCCUCAGAAGCAAUUUGGAACUCGAUUUUCUCUUCCUUAAAUGAAAAGUUAUUAACCAAAUGGACUUUUUAAAAGCCACAGGACCCUUAACUUUGCCCCAAAGUGAGGAGCUCCACACCAACCCCAGGCACAGGAACACUCAGACAGAUUAAGGAGACUGUUGACCUGUCAUUGUUUAUUAUUUCAGCACUAAAACUGAGGAGCCUCAAGUGCUGGCUCUUCUUCCCUUUGUAUUUGUGUAAGGAGCACCGCACUCCCAUAAAAGGUUUUAAAAUACAAAAUGUACAAGAACACACAAUUCCAAGUGCUGUAAACAUAACUGAGAACCAGUUCCUUUACUAAACAUCCAUUUUAUAAAUCACAAGGUUUCAAUUUGAGCCCAUCUGAGCCUUAAAGAUCCAUUCUGAAUACCAAAGACAAGGCUUCACAGCCAGGCCCAGAAGAGGUCUGGUGAUAAUGGCUGGCCCUGGGUGGGGAUAGUUUACACCUGGGCAGCAGCACCACACAUGAACCCGAAGACAUGUUCCUUUUAAAGCUGUUUUCAGCCAUGUUUCUCUGUGCAUCUCCAGUAAGCAGAAGGCUACUCAUUCCAUUCCUCAACCCAAGAGCUAGCACAGUUAGAGUAGGUGGGGGUGCAUACUAGCACGUGCCCAGUUGCUCAGUGCUGCUACUAUAAAUUGAUUUGCAUAGUCCAAUGGAUGUGUGCUUUAACACCACUAUGUUGCACAAAAAUUUAAGUCUUUAUCUACAAAGCCAAAAAAUAUUGACUCUUAACACCAAAGCUUUUACAAAGCUGAUAUAAAAAUGCUUACAUAGUAUACAAAGCUCUAUUUUAAAAUUUAAUGUUUAUUUUAAAUAGGAAAGCAUUUCUAGUGCUACAGGCAUCAAGGUAUUUAGAAGGCAUCAAAAUUUGGUGCAUAGCAACUCUGGAUCAUAGAGGCUUUUAAUUCUUGAGGGCAGCAAAGCAGCCCCCAAAGGGUAUUGCAAGGGGAACUCUUGCAAUAAUCCCAUGUGAGGCAGCUACACCAGGGGCAAAAGGGUAGAGGCAAGUCUGGCCAUUUCUUUGGAAUGUCAAUCGAGAGGCCAACUUCUUGCCCCUCCAAAGGAAGCUGUGGGCUUCCAACCACAGGCCCAGAAGCAAAUCUCACUAUCCACAUUCUGUGACACAACUCACUUUUCAAGAAAAUUUGAAACCACCCAGCUCCAAGACGGGCCACAGUGAUCUGCUGAAGGACAGAUCUUUUUCUCUAACUUUAGAGGAGAAAUCUGAAAUACAUUUUUGUUUUUUUUUAAAGACCAUACUUCCUCAUCCUGAGUCAACAGCUCCAACCCUACUGACAACAGGUGGUGGGCAAUAGGCCAGCUCCCUUUCUCAGGCCUGAACUGGCCUCAGUAGAGAGAGUCCUGGCAUUAAGGGCCUGCAGUCUCCUGGAAUAACAGCAUCAGGCCUUCAACCAGCACACUGUCUCACAUAUAGGCACUCAAAAAAUCCGCUUCCUGAAUCAGUGGAAGUAUAUUAUUUCAUUUGAAAGCAUACUGCAAACUUCAGAGGCUCUGUAAUAGGCCCAGGAACAGGUAAAAGAUCCCACUAGGGAGAGGGGUAAGGGCAGGUUUUUUUUUUUUAAAGUACCCAACUUGGGUACCUCCUUUGGUAGACAGCAGGCUGCAGUUUCUGCUGGGCCCUGCCUUAGACACCAGUCUCACCAGCAGCAGCACCAGGGUGUCUUUGGUGUGGAGGGUCAGGUUAUCACUUCUGGAUGUGCUCAGAGCCUUCUGGGGAAAAGGCUGGUUUUUAGAUCAUACAGACAGGACAGGGUAGGUCAGAAUCAUUUUGGGCUAUAAACAGAAUGGCAGAUAAGCCUUCCAUGCUAGUGUGACUCUUAAAACCUUCCCAUCUGGAGUCCUCUAUUUUCUCUGCCCAUGCCGAUGUACAGCUCACCUGUGCUUUAGCUCUGCACACAGCCUGGCCUCUAGAGAAGAGUUACAACUGCGAAGCUGCCUAAACCACCGUGAGACUGACUUCAAAGGUCACAGAACAGCAAAGGCAGAUGCUCCUGUUUGGAAAAGGUUCUAGGACCAGAUGACACAAAUAGGAAGAGCACUGAACAGCUUACUAGUUUUUAUCAUGGCAAGAAAUGAAAGUGACCAAACUAAAACCCCAUCAUUCAGAGUCACCUUAAAUGUAGCCAUGUAACCCAGGGUCCUGAGGGAAAAAGCAAUUUCAACAUGGAGCCAGUAUGGAGAGAUUGCAAGAUUACCUAGAAAGUUACCAAAAGGCUAUGCUCUGGAAUGUCUUUUUAUAUUCCAACACUUCAAUGAUGGAAUGGUCUCUUCUCAUUUUAUCUAACAACAGUUUAGUUUUAUAAAGAGGUAUGAGCUACAUUUGGCUUUAUUUCCUAUAAAUCUAUGAAAAUCUUUAGGACACAUGCUGACUUUCUGAGGCAUAGGUGUGGGCUUGGGAUUUUUUUCUUUUUUUUCUUUUUCUUUUCUUUUUUUUUUUUUUGCUUCUGGAGGGUCUUAUCAAAAGUUCCUAUUUUAAAAAUUAUCAUAAAAACUAAAGGGCCCUUCAAAUGACCAUAAAGCAGUACAAAUCACCAAUCCUCUCUAAGUAACCAGGUCACCUGCAAAAGCAGCACCUCGGAAACAAGAGCCUGCUGCAUUCACACUCAAAGCACCCAUCACGUAAAAGUAUCCUAGUUAAAUAUAAAAAGCAAAGCUCGUUUCCCCAAAGUUCAAACAGCCUAUGCUGCUCCUGUUCUUUUACAAAAUCUACCCAAGGCCUGAGGUGGAGGAACACUGCUUUCCCCACAAAUGGUGAGUCCCACUCCUGGUGCCAGACCUGAAGGCUGCAGAGUUGGAAACCCAAGGUCCAAGGAGAGAAACAUGCUGAGAAGUUGGUGGUGGACACAAGGCUGCAGUGAGCACUGUUAGAGUCCAUCAGAUCUUCCUAAAUCCAGGGACUCAGGACUCAGAAGGGGAGCCUGCCUGCUCACCCCUGCUCCUUGAGAAACAGAAAUCUGGGACAUGUCUCUCCCAAUUAUCUCGUUCACUGAAAAACAAGAAAAGGGAGAGUGAUUAGUGACCUCUGAGUGACUAGCCUUAUGAUGCGAAGUGCUGAGCUCUACCUCAGACAUUUUCCUUCCCAUGGCUUUCUGUAACGAUAAAGGCAGUAUCUGAAGCCUGCUCCUGAGCUAAGUGGCAUUAGAGAUGGAAACAUCACUCCACAAACUGCUCCGGACCUCUUUUUCUCUCCCUCUCAUUCAGUUCAUUUUGGGUUGGGAAGGGGGCUUACCCUCACUCUAAAGGUACUUUUAAACAAGUAUUCACCUUACUCUAACUUUUCUUUAAUUUGUAUCUCUUCUAGAAAGUUUUUAUUUUCUACAAUGCCACCUCCUAUAUAAAUGGAAUGAAAAUAAAUGCUUUGGUCAGAAUAAA